AAAUAUGCAAAACAGACGCGCAAUAUGAACAAACAAGUCACUGUUUGGGGGAGUAGGUGAACAAAGCACUCUUUGUGAGAAUGAACAAACAAGUCUUAGCCUUAUAAUACAUUGAAAUUCACUGAAUAAUAUCGCAACAGUUUGAAAACCUCUAAACAAGGUCGCAAUAGAAAACCUCUAAAUAAGGUCGAAAAAUGAUAAAAACAUUGUUUUUCUUCUUAUUAAUGGUUGCCAUAACUACAAUGGCUUCAGCUUGCUCAGACUAUUCACAACAAUGGUGUCAAGCAAAUCAAGCAUUGUGCACGCAGCCCUCGUUGAUUGCUUUCAUGAGUCAAUAUUGUGAACAAACAUGCAACUACUGUUCAAUACCUGGUGUUCUUCCAGUAGGGUGCGGAAAACCAUCAAUUCAAAGUAGUCGUGUAAUUGCAGGAACAACUCCAACAAAAGGCUCGUGGCCUUGGCAAGUAUUGCUUUGGCAGGGAGGAAAAGCAUUUUGUGGAGGAACACUCAUUCACAGAGAAUGGGUUCUCACUGCUGCUCAUUGUAUACACGGAAAAGAAUUCGAAGCGUCGCAAAUAUAUACAAGGACCGGAGAACACACUUUGAGUGUUAAUGAAGGAACGGAAGAAGAUAUUCCAGCAUUAAAAAUCAUAAAACAUAGAGGUUACAAUCCACAAACGCUUGACAAUGACAUAGCACUUAUUAAAUUAUCACGACCUUGUAGGCUGAGUAGUUACGUCAGCACUGCUUGUUUACCUACUGUUGAAGCUGCACCGGGGACUACAUGUUUUAUCACAGGAUGGGGUAAAAUAAGUCAUCCUGGAAGUAUGACAAACGUCUUACAGCAAGCAAAAAUGAAUGUUGUUAACCAUCAAACGUGUGAAAAUUUGAACAGAAGAACAAUACCAGUUUCUAUAACAAAAGGAAUGCUUUGCGCUGGUGACGGUGGAGCAACUCAAAUUUCUGGUUGCCAUGGCGAUAGCGGUGGUCCAUUAGUUUGCAACAGUGGCGGUAAAUGGCAGGUUUAUGGAGCUGUUAGUCAUGGAUCUGGCGAUUGCCGAUCAGACAAAACUUACACCGUCUUUGCAAAUGUUGUUUAUUUUAGAUCGUGGAUAGAUAAUGCAAUGUUACAAUUAUCACAUACGGAUAUUGCUCAAACUGACAAAGACCCGAAAUCAAUGAGCUUGCAUCAAAUCAUUGAUGGAAAGAACAAGUACAAUAAUAUUGAAAAAACUGUGAAAUCGGUUUUAGAGAAGCUUGUUACUGAUGUUGAAGCUAAUGAAUUACCAAUAAUUGUUGACAAACGGAAGAGCUAUACGUUGAAAGAAAAGGUUGAUGCGCUAAAUGACUUAAACAAUGUCGAGAGCAAACGAACAUACGAAAUUCCAAUGAGUAAGGGAAAGGAACAAAGAGAUCAUAGAGUAUGGGUAGCUCAACCUGGCAGUGGGCUUGAUAAGCGACAAGCUACCCUUCAAAUAUGUUUCAGUCCUGAAGGAAUGGUGAAGCCGGCGUUGAUUUUCAGAGGUAAGGGGAAAAGGAUUAGUCAAGACGAAGUUUUAGCCUAUGACACUGAUGUAGAUGUGUACUGGCAACCAAAUGCAUGGGCAGAUACAGCGUUUUCCGUGAAAUGGGUGAAGAACACUCUCUCCAAUGCUGUUGCUAACCUGGAUGAGUAUGUUUUGUUUCGCGAUAACCUGACAGCCCAAGUCAGUGAUGAGUUUUUAAAUGAAGUGCGACAACAUAAAGGUAUUGGCUGGUUUGGUGUUCCCAACGGGACACGUUUUUGGCAACCUGUUGAUGCCGGUCCAGGAAAAGCAUACAAAGAAAUCGGUCCUAUAAAGCAUUCAAAUCACAUAUUAAAGCAGAAUAAAACAUCUGGCUCGAAAAUGAUGAAAACAUCGAACUCUGGCUUGGCAACGAUGAUCGGAAACUGUCGGAGCUUUGCGAAAACAGGAUGUCUUAUCACGGCUGAUAGUAGCGAGGACAAUAAGAUAAAUCCUGAAGGCAUGCCUGCUAAUGUUGAUCCACCCCCUGUUGACAUUGAUAACCUGGUGGAAAUCACAGAGACUCCUAUUCCAGACGAAGUAAAGGAUAAUCCUAUUGAUGUUUUGCCUGACGAAUCAGACGGAGAAGACAAGGAACUAGAUGGACGAGUAGAAAAAUCAGACGGACAAGAAGACGAAGAAAGUGGAGGUGAAGAAAAUAAAGAUCCAGCAGAAGAGAGAAACAUUUGUCGAAAAAUGAUAAAAACAUUGUUUUUCUUCUUAUUAAUGGUUGCCAUAACUACAAUGGCUUCAGCUUGCUCAGACUAUUCACAACAAUGGUGUCAAGCAAAUCAAGCAUUGUGCACGCAGCCCUCGUUGAUUGCUUUCAUGAGUCAAUAUUGUGAACAAACAUGCAACUACUGUUCAAUACCUGGUGUUCUUCCAGUAGGGUGCGGAAAACCAUCAAUUCAAAGUAGUCGUGUAAUUGCAGGAACAACUCCAACAAAAGGCUCGUGGCCUUGGCAAGUAUUGCUUUGGCAGGGAGGAAAAGCAUUUUGUGGAGGAACACUCAUUCACAGAGAAUGGGUUCUCACUGCUGCUCAUUGUAUACACGGAAAAGAAUUCGAAGCGUCGCAAAUAUAUACAAGGACCGGAGAACACACUUUGAGUGUUAAUGAAGGAACGGAAGAAGAUAUUCCAGCAUUAAAAAUCAUAAAACAUAGAGGUUACAAUCCACAAACGCUUGACAAUGACAUAGCACUUAUUAAAUUAUCACGACCUUGUAGGCUGAGUAGUUACGUCAGCACUGCUUGUUUACCUACUGUUGAAGCUGCACCGGGGACUACAUGUUUUAUCACAGGAUGGGGUAAAAUAAGUCAUCCUGGAAGUAUGACAAACGUCUUACAGCAAGCAAAAAUGAAUGUUGUUAACCAUCAAACGUGUGAAAAUUUGAACAGAAGAACAAUACCAGUUUCUAUAACAAAAGGAAUGCUUUGCGCUGGUGACGGUGGAGCAACUCAAAUUUCUGGUUGCCAUGGCGAUAGCGGUGGUCCAUUAGUUUGCAACAGUGGCGGUAAAUGGCAGGUUUAUGGAGCUGUUAGUCAUGGAUCUGGCGAUUGCCGAUCAGACAAAACUUACACCGUCUUUGCAAAUGUUGUUUAUUUUAGAUCGUGGAUAGAUAAUGCAAUGUUACAAUUAUCACAUACGGAUAUUGCUCAAACUGACAAAGACCCGAAAUCAAUGAGCUUGCAUCAAAUCAUUGAUGGAAAGAACAAGUACAAUAAUAUUGAAAAAACUGUGAAAUCGGUUUUAGAGAAGCUUGUUACUGAUGUUGAAGCUAAUGAAUUACCAAUAAUUGUUGACAAACGGAAGAGCUAUACGUUGAAAGAAAAGGUUGAUGCGCUAAAUGACUUAAACAAUGUCGAGAGCAAACGAACAUACGAAAUUCCAAUGAGUAAGGGAAAGGAACAAAGAGAUCAUAGAGUAUGGGUAGCUCAACCUGGCAGUGGGCUUGAUAAGCGACAAGCUACCCUUCAAAUAUGUUUCAGUCCUGAAGGAAUGGUGAAGCCGGCGUUGAUUUUCAGAGGUAAGGGGAAAAGGAUUAGUCAAGACGAAGUUUUAGCCUAUGACACUGAUGUAGAUGUGUACUGGCAACCAAAUGCAUGGGCAGAUACAGCGUUUUCCGUGAAAUGGGUGAAGAACACUCUCUCCAAUGCUGUUGCUAACCUGGAUGAGUAUGUUUUGUUUCGCGAUAACCUGACAGCCCAAGUCAGUGAUGAGUUUUUAAAUGAAGUGCGACAACAUAAAGGUAUUGGCUGGUUUGGUGUUCCCAACGGGACACGUUUUUGGCAACCUGUUGAUGCCGGUCCAGGAAAAGCAUACAAAGAAAUCGGUCCUAUAAAGCAUUCAAAUCACAUAUUAAAGCAGAAUAAAACAUCUGGCUCGAAAAUGAUGAAAACAUCGAACUCUGGCUUGGCAACGAUGAUCGGAAACUGUCGGAGCUUUGCGAAAACAGGAUGUCUUAUCACGGCUGAUAGUAGCGAGGACAAUAAGAUAAAUCCUGAAGGCAUGCCUGCUAAUGUUGAUCCACCCCCUGUUGACAUUGAUAACCUGGUGGAAAUCACAGAGACUCCUAUUCCAGACGAAGUAAAGGAUAAUCCUAUUGAUGUUUUGCCUGACGAAUCAGACGGAGAAGACAAGGAACUAGAUGGACGAGUAGAAAAAUCAGACGGACAAGAAGACGAAGAAAGUGGAGGUGAAGAAAAUAAAGAUCCAGCAGAAGAGAGAAACAUUUUUUUGCGAAUAAAUUUGUUUGGUGCACUAUGUUUAAUUAAAGAGUUUUUUUUAGGGUGCGGAAAACCAUCAAUUCAAAGUAGUCGUGUAAUUGCAGGAACAACUCCAACAAAAGGCUCGUGGCCUUGGCAAGUAUUGCUUUGGCAGGGAGGAAAAGCAUUUUGUGGAGGAACACUCAUUCACAGAGAAUGGGUUCUCACUGCUGCUCAUUGUAUACACGGAAAAGAAUUCGAAGCGUCGCAAAUAUAUACAAGGACCGGAGAACACACUUUGAGUGUUAAUGAAGGAACGGAAGAAGAUAUUCCAGCAUUAAAAAUCAUAAAACAUAGAGGUUACAAUCCACAUAAGUCAUCCUGGAAGUAUGACAAACGUCUUACAGCAAGCAAAAAUGAAUGUUGUUAACCAUCAAACGUGUGAAAAUUUGAACAGAAGAACAAUACCAGUUUCUAUAACAAAAGGAAUGCUUUGCGCUGGUGACGGUGGAGCAACUCAAAUUUCUGGUUGCCAUGGCGAUAGCGGUGGUCCAUUAGUUUGCAACAGUGGCGGUAAAUGGCAGGUUUAUGGAGCUGUUAGUCAUGGAUCUGGCGAUUGCCGAUCAGACAAA
Hydra vulgaris (swiftwater hydra) is the source of this 4881-nucleotide messenger RNA. RefSeq names its product trypsin-3. The record is from RefSeq and is a predicted model, not a curated record. Gene Ontology annotation, biological process: proteolysis. Gene Ontology annotation, molecular function: serine-type endopeptidase activity. Lineage: Eukaryota; Metazoa; Cnidaria; Hydrozoa; Anthoathecata; Hydridae.